GGCAGCAAAAGCAGCGCAGUUGAGUUUCCAACCGCCAAGCAGAGAAGAAGAAAGAGAAUGGCCGCGCCGCAGCAGGUGCCGAUACGCGCCGCCCCGCUCGCCCGCGCGCUCCGGACGCGCGUCGCCGCCGCCGCCACUUCGUCUGCGAGGUCCCCGGAAGCUUCCCAACGCGCGCUCCUCGGCCUCUCCGAACCGGAGCUCCGGCAGCUCGCCGUCGACCUCGGCCAGCAAAGCUACAGGGGCAAGCAGCUGCACGACCUCCUCUACAAGUCCAGGGCCAAGCACAUCCAAGAUUUUAGCCACGUGCCAAAGGUUUUCCGGGAGGCGUUAGUUGGUGCUGGCUGGAAGGUUGGCAGGUCACCAGUGCACCAUGCUGUGACGGCUUCUGAUGGCACUACCAAGAUACUUCUCAAAUUGGAGGAUAACAGAUUGAUUGAGACGGUAGGAAUCCCGGUCGAUGAUGACAAAGGCCCAUCAAGACUCACUGCCUGCGUUUCAUCACAGGUUGGCUGCCCCUUGCGUUGCUCAUUUUGUGCCACUGGCAAGGGAGGGUUUUCAAGAAACCUUCACGCGCAUGAGAUUGUUGAGCAGGUUUUGGUCCUAGAAGAGAUGUUCAAACACAGGGUGACAAAUGUAGUGUUCAUGGGGAUGGGUGAGCCUAUGUUGAACCUGAAAUCAGUUUUAGAGGCACACCGAUGCUUGAACAAGGAACUAAAAAUUGGGCAAAGGAUGAUAACAAUCUCCACAGUAGGUGUUCCCAAUACUAUAAAAAUGUUAGCGUCUCACAAGCUUCAGUCAACACUAGCAGUCAGCCUGCACGCCCCAAACCAGAAACUACGGGAAACAAUUGUUCCAAGUGCGAAGUCAUAUCCCUUGGAAGCAUUAAUGGAUGACUGCAAGAAUUACUUCCUCGAAACCGGACGAAGGGUAUCCUUUGAGUACACUCUGCUAGCUGGGAUUAAUGACGCAAAGGAACAUGCUGAAGAACUUGCAGAGCUACUGCGUAAAUGUGGCGGUGGUUAUCAUGUGAACCUAAUUCCUUAUAAUCCGAUACAAGGUUCUGAAUACAAGAGGCCCUACAGAAAAGUGGUUCAAGCCUUUGUUGAUGCGCUAGAAGCACGGAAGAUAACCGUAAGCGUUCGACAAACCCGUGGGCUUGAUGCUAAUGCAGCCUGUGGGCAGCUAAAAAAUGAGUUCCAGAAGAAUCCACUGCUUGAAUCGUCGCCUUCCUCAGAGCCCAACCUCAUACCAGCUUGAUGAUGGCCAUGCACAGUGAUUGCAGAUCAUCACACUGUAAAGCUGAUAUUGUUCGUCUUCGACAUUCAAGACUCGAUGUAUUGAAUUUUCAACCGUUAUAAAGUAGUAGAUGAUAUAUUAGUGCCACAUGAGGCUGAUAUAGAAAGAAUCGUUAUGGCAUGCAUAUUGCAUAGAAUGUGGAAUCUGCCUUCCAUUCUGAAAAAAAAACCCUGUUCCUGAGUAUCUAUACGGCAUGUGCCCACAAGAUAGGGAUAUUUCCAUACGGCUUAAUUCUGGGAUGCUCAAAUGGAAGGAAGAUUCAACAUUUCAAUUCAUUUGUGGUACCAGACGUCCAUACAUUUGCUGUGUAUCUUUACUAUAAGACCCUCAGAGCUUGCAAAUAAUGUACAACAAUUUACAG
Molecule: messenger RNA, 1657 nt
Organism: Oryza brachyantha (malo sina)
Lineage: Eukaryota; Viridiplantae; Streptophyta; Magnoliopsida; Poales; Poaceae
Product: probable dual-specificity RNA methyltransferase RlmN
Exons: 10
Coding region: 58-1257 (399 amino acids)
Biological process (GO): tRNA methylation; rRNA base methylation
Molecular function (GO): iron-sulfur cluster binding; RNA methyltransferase activity
Source: RefSeq, a predicted model, not a curated record